AUGGGGCAUGAGCACCCCUGCCCUAGAGUGGUUAAGUGGAUUUUGGCUCAUGAUUUGCUAAAUCAGGACUUCAAAGAUCUCAAUAACCAAAAUGAACUUCUGAAACAAUGCAUAAAAUUCAGAGAUGAAUUAAUAGCAGAACAUGGUUUAGUCCUUGUUGGAGGAGAAGAAGAGGAGGAAGACAUUAGAGAAGACGAUGAUGAUAAUCUGUCAGAUGGAGAAAAAAAGAAAUUGGAAUCCAAAAGACAGAAAAGGAUUGCAAAAAUGGCUCUUGUUUCACAGGAAGGAGCCGACAUUUUGAAAAAUGCAGGAUCUGGAAAUUUAGAUGUGCGGUUAAAGAAAAUAGCUGAAGAGAAACAAGAUCUUUUAGAUGAGAUUUACAGAUUAAGAUUAGAUUUGGAGGAAGAGAGACAGAAAGCAUACAAAUUAGAUCAAUUAUCUCUUAUGAGGACAGGAGCUAAUGGUCCUGAAAUGAAACUUCUAGAAGUACAAAGGGAAGCCAAUAAGCAAGUUAGCGACUACAAAUAUAGGUUGAAGAGAGCUGAGCAAGAAAUCACAACUCUGCAGAGUAGUGUGUCUCGACUGGAAGGGCAGUUAAACAGAUACAAGACUCAGGCAGAAAGUGCUGAAGCAACUGAAGACGAAUUGAAAGCAGAGAAACGAAAACUUCAAAGAGAGUAUCGAGAAGCACUCGCAAGAAUAGAAGAACUGGAAACUGCAAAUAGUCAUUUACAGAAGCGAAUUGACAAACUAAAAACGGUGAAAAGUGUUCUGAUUAAGACUUGAUAGGAUAUUUCAACUUCAUACUAAGUGCCAAUAAAAAGGAUAAUCAUAUUUUUUAGAUGGAAGGGUUUGCUUCCAUUACUAUACAUCAACCGUCUCUGGCGUGACCGAUUUAGGUGAAUGAUGUGAUAGAUUUUGUUUUGUUAUAAAAUAAUUUAUAUAGUGCCUUGCAAAAUAAUGUGAUACAGAUAUUUAGGAUUCAUAUAAAAGAAUAAAGCUUUUACUAUAUUACUGUCUACAAUAGUGAAAGGUUUGUGAUAACUUCAUGUACAAAAUUGUUUUUGCUUUUAUGUCUAUUAUCGUUGAUGCAUGUCCAUUAAGAAUGA
This is a messenger RNA of Uloborus diversus, 1109 nucleotides long. RefSeq names its product leucine-rich repeat flightless-interacting protein 2-like. The record is from RefSeq and is a predicted model, not a curated record. Lineage: Eukaryota; Metazoa; Arthropoda; Arachnida; Araneae; Uloboridae. Bases 1 to 786 code for a protein of 261 amino acids. The transcript has 8 exons. Gene Ontology annotation, biological process: regulation of DNA-templated transcription.